Messenger RNA from Trichomonas vaginalis G3, 735 nucleotides. RefSeq lists its product as uncharacterized. The transcript has a single exon. NCBI's taxonomy places the organism in Eukaryota, Parabasalia, Trichomonadida, Trichomonadidae. Bases 1 to 735 code for a protein of 244 amino acids. The record is from RefSeq and is a predicted model, not a curated record.
AUGUCUUCUAAUCUUACACAAGUCAUAGCUCAAAUACAAGAAGAAUUUAACAAAAGGCUUGAUGAUUUAGAACUUGGUUUAAGCAGCAUCACUGAAUCAAUUUCAGAAGUCGAUAAUGCUCAAAUCAAUAAGGAUGAAAUCAGUAAAAAAAUAGAAUCUUAUUUCCCAGAAACAUUCUCUGAUGAACCAUCAAAGGCAAUUGAUGAAGUUCUCACUGCGAUCAAAUUUUCAUUAGCUACAAAAUCAAAUACAAAGAAACUUAUUGAAAAAGCAAACCGUCAGUAUGUCGAUCUAGGUUUUCAACGCGCUUCUACAGAACUUUCAGCUUCUCUAAAACAAAUGGUUACACAAGAAGAACAAUCCAUUGAGGAAGAAAUAACAAGACUCGAGCAAAAGAUUGAUAAGUUACAUGACCAAAUGUACGAAUCUUUCAAAGAUUUACGAUGCUACAUUGAUGAAGUUGCAAAGUUCAAAAUGGAAAAGGAAGCAGAGCAGUCUGCAUACGCACAUGAUAGAGGUUAUCGUGGAAGAGGCAAAAAAGUACAAAUCGGAAUUCCAUUACUUAAAAGAAACCUUAGAAAGCAGAAACCAUCUCCUACAGAAGAUUCUAAGCCAAAGCUAGAAAAGUCGCCAUCUCUUGAGCUUGUUGUUGGCAAAAGUUUAAUUAAAAACUUAUCUCAAACUACAAAACCAAUUAAUAAGCAAUUGAUGCCAUCACCAAAGCGCACAUAUUAA